ACGGACCAACCAAUGAGCUGCGAGGAGUGGUACGAGAGAACGGCACAAUCCUCUGCAGCCGCGGCUCCCGCUGCUAUGGAUUGUGGGAAAAACAAGCAGACAGUGAAAUGCACCUGGUGAAUCAAGGUGAGACAGAGACAUCAGGGAAGUCCUGAAUGAGACAAGAUACGUCCCCGGCCCCGUCCCAGACCACAUGUCUCACAUAACUGGAUUGUGCUGCUACGACACACGUCUGUCCACAUCUGUCUGUCCACAUCUGUGUCUCCAUAUCUGUCUCUCGACAUCUGCUUGUCCACAUCUGUCUGUCUACAUCUGUCUGUCUACAUCUGUCCACAUCUGUCUGUCCACAUCUGUCUGUCCACAUCUGUGUCUCCAUAUCUGUCUCUCGACAUCUGCUUGUCCACAUCUGUCUGUCUACAUCUGUCUGUCUACAUCUGUCCACAUCUGUCUGUCCACAUCUGUCUGUCCACAUCUGUCUGUCCACAUCACUCAUGUCCACAUCUGUCUGUCCAUAUCUGUCUCACAACAUCUGUUUGUCCACAUCUGUCUGUCUACAUCUGUCUGUCCACAUCUGUCCACAUCUGUCUGUCCACAUCUGUCUGUCCACAUCUGUCUGUCCACAUCACUCAUGUCCACAUCUGUCUGUCCAUAUCUGUCUCUCGAUAUCUGUCUGUCCACAUCUGUCUGUCCACAUCACUCAUGUCCACAUCUGUCUGUCCACAUCUGUCUGUCCACAUCACUCAUGUCCACAUCUGUCUGUCCAUAUCUGUCUCUCGAUAUCUGUCUGUCCACAUCUGUCUGUCCACAUCACUCAUGUCCACAUCUGUCUGUCCACAUCUGUCUGUCCACAUCACUCAUGUCCACAUCUGUCUGUCCAUAUCUGUCUCUCGACAUCUGUUUGUCCACAUCUGUCUGUCUACAUCUGUUUGUCCACAUCUGUCUCUCGACAUCUGUCUGUCCACAUCUGUCUGUCUACAUCUGUCUGUCUACAUCUGUCCACAUCACUCAUGUCCACAUCUGUCUCUCGACAUGUGCUUGUCCACAUCUCUGACACCUUCAGGUCGUGUUGUGAGUCCAGAUGUUUAUUGGGAGUGAAUGUCCUCCGGGGUCAAGUGAGGUCAGAUUUGUCUCCUUCAGGUUGUUGGGCCGGUGACCAGCAGGAGUGUCAUGGUGAGCGUUGCCUGGUAACGACCGGCAGCUACCGGUUCUGCUGCUGCAGCCGCGCCCUGUGCAACGCCAACUUCACAGAGGCCCCGCCCACUGCUGCCCCCCCCGCCCUGAGACUGAUGAAGAGUGGUGACAGACAGACAGAUCAGCUGACGCCAGAGGAGACAGCGCUUGUCGCUCUGGUAACCGUUGCCAUAGCAGCCAUUCUCAUCAUGGCACUGUUCCUGGGAUACCGGAUGAUGAGAGGGAGACAGAAGCAGGCUCUGGACGCUCUGGACGCUCUGGAGGCCGUGAACACUGAGUCUGUCGAUCUGGACAAUCUGAAACUGCUGCAGCUGAUUGGUCGAGGUCGUUACGGCGUGGUGUUUCGUGGCAGUCUUAACGAGCGCUGCGUGGCCGUCAAAGUCUUCAGCUCGACGAACCGGCAGAACUUUGCUAACGAGUGCUCGAUCUACUGCCUCCCUCUGCUGCAGCAGCAUGACAACAUCAGCCGCUUCCUGACGGCUGAUGAGAGGACGACGGCUGACGGACACUCGGAGUUCCUGAUCGUCAUGGAGUACUAUCCACAUGGCUGUCUGUCUCACUUCCUGUCCGUCCACACAGUGGAUUGGUUGACGUGCUGCCGGAUGUGUCAGGGUGUGACCAGAGGUUUGUCCUUCCUGCACACUGAGCUCUACAGAGCAGACCAGUACAAACCGGCUGUGGCUCACAGAGACGUCACCAGCAGGAACGUUCUGGUCCGAGCAGACCGGUCCUGCGUCCUCGCCGACUUCGGGCUGUCCAUGAGGCUGACGGGACACCGGCCCUGUCGCCCCGGAGACGAUGACACAGUGGCAAUAUCUGAGGUGGGGACGGUGCGGUACAUGGCGCCGGAGGUUCUGGGCGGAGCGCUGAACCUCAGGGACUGUGAGUCGGCUCUGAAGCAGGUGGACGUUUAUGCUCUGGGCCUUCUUUACUGGGAGAGCUUCAGAAGAUGCAGGGACCUGUUCCCAGGUGAAACCGCACCAGAGCACCAGCUGGCGUUUCAGGCUGAGCUCGGGAAUCAUCCGAGCUUCGACGAGAUGCAGAUCCUCGUCGUCCGAGAGAAACACAGGCCGAGGUUCCCUGACGCCUGGAAGGACAACAGCCUGGUGUUGCGCUCACUAAAGGAGACGAUGGAGGACUGCUGGGAUCAAGAUGCUGAAGCUCGACUCACGGCUCAGUGUGCAGAGGAGAGACUGACUGAACUCACACUACUGAGUGCACACACUGCAGUACACAACAACAGGAAUCUGUCUCCUCGGGUUGGCUCCGCCUCUUCCCACAUUGAGGACCUGCAGGUGGGCGUGGUCAAAAAUCUCCAGGGAGACCCACACCUUCCAUCUGUUGUCAAGGCAACGACGAGUGGAGCAGAAGAAAGGAACCGAAAAUUAAUAAACUACGAACGACAGAAGAGUCAAGCUCGCUUGUCCUCUUUGGACGCCCCCCCCAGCCUGAUGCCUGCCACCGUCCCUGAAUCUGAACUGAGGCGUGGCACUGUUUACGUCUGCCUGCAACUGACAGAAGAAGACCUGGACGCCACCAAGCUGGACCCCAGAAAGGUCGAUAAGAACCUGAGGGAAACCUCUGAUGAGAACUUAAUGGAACAUUCACAGAAGCGGUUCAGUUCACAUCCACAAAUCACCAAUCUGCUGUCAGCGGCUCCACAGACCAACCAGGUGAACAACUCUGUGUCGACUCAUCACGGUGAGCGGGGGGGUGUCGAUGCUCCUCCGUCCUCCUCCAUCCAGCCCCUCCCCAAACAGCAGAACUUGCCCAAGAGACCCACAAGCCUCCACCUUCUCCCCAAAACCAUGGAGACACUGUCGGCCUCUUCUCGGCGGAAGUUGGAGAAGCUCAAGUCGAACCACAGACAGGUGGAGAUGGGCGUGGCUAAGAUGAACACUGUUCCAGUUGCCGCAGCCGCAGAGCCCCACUUGGUCACCACGGUAACCAACACCACCAGUGGCGGCGUUGGGAAUCAGGUCCAGUCCAUAACGCUGGCUGCCAGCAGACACAGCGGGGGGGUCCCCAGCCUGGUGACGAACAGCAUGGUCCCCAGAGGUCGAACCAACCCGGCAGGACCACGGCUGGAGGACGAGGACAGCGUGGAGGAGGGGACAAUCACACGAGAGGACAGUCAUCUGAAUCUACUCAACUUCAGUCCUGACGAAGACGAGCCACUGCUGAGGAGAGGACAACCUCCGGACAGGAGCCGAGACCUUCCUCAUCAGUCACGAGCCUCAGGACGAGGAUCCAACUCCAACAACAACAACAACAGGACGGUGGUGGGAGCAGAGGUCAAGAUCCAGGAUCCAGAGGUUCCAGCUGAGAGGAUGAAGGGUUCAGAGGUCGUUCAGGUCAGAGACCUCAUCAGUCCCAAGCCUGAGCAGAUUAAUGGAACUCCAGCUACACAAGCUCAAGAUCCAGCCCUCUCAAACGUCUUAGGUUUAGAAACCCAAACCGAAGCUGAGGAUCCAGCCUCAGAUCCAGGAGCUCCAGAAUCUCAAGAUUUAGAAACCACUGCUCCUAAUGAAGCCUCAGAUCCAGAACCUACAUCCAUAGAUCAGGUGGAACAGACCAGAACCAGCAGACCUGAGCGUCCCUGUUCUCUGGACCUGUCCUUCCCAUCUUCAGACGAUGUCUCUCUGACAGAGAACGUGAGCGCUUCAGGAGAGAAGAUCAAACGUCGUGUGAAGACGCCUUACACUCUGAAAAGAUGGCGUCCAGCCUCGUGGGUUGUUACCACGGAUACAGCUGUCGACCCAGACUUUGGGUUCGAUUCCGACGGCGUCAACGUCCGAACUCACCUGUCUCCUGGUAGAGCCAGAAGGGUCCCGAAGCUCAGCCAGUCCAGAUCCAGCAUGGCUGUGUUCUGGGUUGGAUGUGGAGCGACCUCUGACCCCGACGGGAUGAGCAGCUUCUAAAGUUUUCUGUUCUCACCUCUUUGUCUUCCGUCUCUUCGAUUGAGGAAAAGACACUUUCACCAAACUUCCCCGAGCAACUGAACAGGAAUCUGGACGGAAGCGAAACCAAGAUUUGAUUGAAACCUUCUGAAGAAUCACCGGUUCCGUUCUGUUCCUAUCGGACCUCGAACCUUCUGCCUUUACCGUACACAGUAUCCCGAAUGCCAUCUACGUCCUUUAUUUUCUGGGUGAAUUGAUUUCCAAACGUUGAGAUGAUUGGCUCAUGUUGUAAUUAAUGUUGUGUUACUUGAAGUUGUGGCCUUUCCCCGACAGUGACUCUGUCAACGUAAGUGAAGGGACUCGAACCUGUGGUGGUAGACGGGGCUUUGAUCCUAUCUGGUUACAAACGUCUCUGAUGGUGGGAAUCGGCUCCGCGGUGGAUGCUGGUGAAGUGAGCGGCGCUCCGUAGAUACUUGGAGGUGAUUGGCUGCUCAGCCUCACCGAAGAGGAUUUGGCCAAAUCAAAUGUCAGAUUAUUUUAUGCACUUUAAAUAAAGAUUGUGUUUCAGAAAACCUUCUGAGGGACAUCUCGUGACAUUCCAGGAGAAACCACGAUUUGAACUCUGUCGAAUGAGAUGAGACGUCUGUUUGCUUUAAAGCCCGAUUGUAGCUCUGCAGUGGUUUGCUCCUGGUGACGUGGAGACAGAUCCACCUCAUCAUGUUGCUGCUGCUCUUUGCCUCGGAGGAGCUAACGUUUGGGGAAAGGAAAAGAGAAGGUGGAGCAAUGACGGAGGAGAGGAAGAUCUGAACCAUCGGAAGGUGAAGAACCUGUUUGUAAAGUAGCUUCAGACAAAGACAGUUCAUCUGAUGGAAACGAAUUAAAGAAGAUAAUGUUAAUGUUGAUCAAGUUUAUCCACCACAGCACUUUGAUUAUUUUAUGAUUAUUUCAUUGUAUCCACAUUAUUAACUGACACAACCUUCCUGUCGUCCACGGCCUCAUUAAUCACAAGGAUUCUAUUUAACGAUAUAUCAUCUCUGUUGCGUGAAAGGUUUUUGGAAGAUUCAGAGGAUCUUGUGAGUAGUGAUAGAAGAUGAAAGGUUUUAAAUGAUGCAUUUAUUAAUGAACUUCGGGAUGAAAAAAAAGACAGAAUCAUUAUUUUCAUCUUUUAUUUAUUCAAAGAAGAAAUUAACAUUCUACAGAAUCAUUUUAUAAAAGUGACUGAUCAGCUGAUUUUAUAAAGUUGUUUUUUAUGUGACGCAUCUUUUAACUAUAGUGAAUAUUCCAUUAAGCCUCAUUCACUUUUUACUUAUUUUUCUUUUCUGUUUAUUGUUUUCUGUUGUUCACAUAAAAUAUGGUUAUCAACACCUUCCAUUUAUAUCUCAUCGUUUUAUUGUAUUGAACUUUCAAGGCUUUUUGUUGGUUUUGUAUUUUGUACUGUUUGUAUCAGAAAAUAAAGAACAGUGAAUAUUAAGUGAAAGUUCAUGUUACAACGUUUUCUCUGUUUCCAUCAGACUGAAGUCAUUUGAUUUAAACAUCUGUUCUAUUCUCUGUCUUUUGUUUCUGUGUGUGAUCUGAAGUUUUAUAUAAAUACUGAACACUGGUGGAAAAUCCCUUUAAACUGUCUCUUAUAUUGUCGUCAUAAUAAAAACUUUAAAACUA
Messenger RNA from Platichthys flesus (European flounder), 5750 nucleotides. RefSeq names its product bone morphogenetic protein receptor type-2-like. The record is from RefSeq and is a predicted model, not a curated record. The transcript has 16 exons. Lineage: Eukaryota; Metazoa; Chordata; Actinopteri; Pleuronectiformes; Pleuronectidae. Gene Ontology annotation, biological process: vasculature development; cellular response to growth factor stimulus; BMP signaling pathway. The coding region runs from base 492 to 4112 and encodes 1206 amino acids. Gene Ontology annotation, molecular function: ATP binding; transforming growth factor beta receptor activity. Gene Ontology annotation, cellular component: signaling receptor complex; plasma membrane.